ACAAUCAUACCAAAAUAUCAAAUGGUGCAAUUAUUUUUAAAUAAAUACGUAGCAUAAAUUAUAUUUAUACGAUAAAUAAUCCUAUUCUUCUAUUCCUGUCUAUAAAUACCAACCUCUAAUCCUUAUCCAGACACUGAAUUCGCGAAUUAGCCAAAAAUGUAGACUUAACAUAAAAAAAACACGAUGAAGUGCAAGAGUUCCACUAUUGCCAUUCUCUUCCUUUCACUAAACCUUCUUUCAUGUAACCUAGUUCAGAGUUGUUACCUUUGUGGGCAGCCUAACACUCCAAAUGUCCCAAAUCCAAACAACCCUGGGAUUGGAUCUGGUGGUGGUAGCUCGCGAGGUGGUCACUGCCCAAGGGAUGCCUUAAAACUUGGCAUAUGCGCCAAUGUGUUGAACGGCCCCGUCAGCGCCGUGAUUGGGACCCCGCCAACCCACCCUUGCUGCAGUGUCAUUGCUGGCCUUCUUGAUUUAGAAGCUGCCAUAUGCCUUUGCACUGCCAUUAAGGCUAAUAUUCUUGGGAUUAAUCUUAAUAUUCCCAUUACUCUUAACCUUCUUAUCAAUGUUUGUGGCAAGAAAACUCCCACUGACUUCCAAUGUGCCUAAUUGAUCCUCUAACUCGCGUACGUCAGGAAUCAUACAUUGAACUGAUUAUUGAUCGACAACAUAAUAAUGUUUUUUCGAUUUUAAUGUAUUUAUCUUGCAUUGUGGGUUUUGUUUUAGGAACGUUUUAACUUUGAUUUUUCCUGUUAUUCCUGUUAAUGUUUGGUAAUCCUAUUUACGUACUAUCCAUGCAUAUUGAUCAGUAAGAUCUUGUGCUUGUUUAGUAGCAAAUGAAUGUAUUCAUGUCAAUUUUACUCCAUCAAAAGUAGUAAAAUUAAAUUUCUUUCUCAAGUUAUUGCUUUUGUAUUACGUACAUUGAGGUAAAAUAGCUCUCAAUGAAUUUAUGUACUCCUAAUAAAAGUAAUAAUUAAGCAUUAUGUGUCGAUCGCUAUGUAAGUUGAUUGGCCCAUCAUUCUUCACUAAUAGAAGCCCCGGCCCGCUGAUAUUGUUGAGACCUUAA
Messenger RNA from Chenopodium quinoa (quinoa), 1063 nucleotides. Its product is annotated as 14 kDa proline-rich protein DC2.15-like. The coding region runs from base 184 to 606 and encodes 140 amino acids. Lineage: Eukaryota; Viridiplantae; Streptophyta; Magnoliopsida; Caryophyllales; Amaranthaceae. The record is from RefSeq and is a predicted model, not a curated record. The transcript has a single exon.